CCCGACGUCCAGGCGACGUGCUUGCGUCAUCGCCGCCGGCGCUGCUUCCUGUUGUCAGGGGCCGGGAGGCCGCCGCCGCGUCGGGAGCGAAGCUGAGGCGCUGCCGCGGCCCUGAGCGCCCCUCACCGCUCCCGGCUCGCUGUGGUGCCAGAUCAUUGACUUUUGACCAUUUGGGACACUCCUGAACCCAAGGAACAGACCUCAGAGCAGCACACACAUUUACCCCAUGCGUGCAAACUUUGCCAUGCUUCCCCAGCUGCAGAACAUGAUUCAUCAGGUGGCACCACCGCUGCAUGGCUGAGUCGUCAGUCUAUUGUUCCCCACGGCCCAGUACAGGACUGGGUUCAGGCCCCAGAGCGCUGGCCAGCAGGGAUGGCUGAGAAGUCUCUCAGGAGCAGAGAUUGCUGUUUUCUCCUGGACGAAGUGUUUUGAAAGUAGGGAAGCCAGCUCAUGCGUUUCUUCUUUCAAUGUGUCAUGUGAUCCUUGGAGAGCUGCAGCCAGGGUGGAGAUGCUCUCGGUGGUGGAGAAUGGACUGGACCCCCGGGCGGCCAUCCCGGUCAUCAAGAAGAAGCUUGUGGGCUCCGUGAAGGCCUUGCAGAAGCAGUAUGUGUCCACGGACACAGUGGUGACGAGUGAGGAUGCCGACGCCAACACCGUGUGCAGUGCCCUGGAGGCCGUGUUCAUCCAUGGUCUGCACACCAAGCACAUCCGCGCCGAGGCUGGAGGCAAAAGGAAGAAGCAUGCCCAGCAGAAGCCCUUGCCACAGCCUACCUUCUGGCCCCUCCUGAAAGCCGUCACACACAAACACACCAUCUCUGAACUGGAGCACCUGAUCUUCGUGAGCACAGACGUGGGCCGUUGCCGGGCCUGGCUGCGCCUAGCCCUCAAUGAUGGUCUGAUGGAGUGCUACCUGAAGCUGCUUCUCCAGGAGCAGGCCCGGCUGUGCGAGUACUACCAGCCCACUGCCCUGCUUCGAGAUGCCGAGGAGGGCGAGUUCCUCCUGAGCCUGCUGCAGGGACUCACAUCCUUGUCCUUCGACCUCUCCUACAAGUCCGCCAUCUUGAAUGAGUGGACGCUCACCCCGCUGGCCCUCUCCGGGCUUUGUUCAUUCCCUGAGCUCGACCUUCUCACUACCUCAGGUACUGAGCUGCAGCGGAAGGAGUCUCUGGACUCCAUCUCCCACUCCUCAGGCUCUGAGGACAUUGAAGUCCAUCACUCGGGCCAUAAGAUCCGCCGGGACCGGAAGCUUACCGAUUCCUUCCUCAGCCUGGACACAGCCAGUUCAUCCCAGCUCUCUUGCAGCCUAAACUCUGACAGUUGCCUCCUCCAGGAGAAUGGCUCCAAGAGUCCUGAUUGCUCUGAAGAGCCCAUGUCCUGUGACUCAGACCUGGGGACAGCGAAUGUGGAGGAUUCAGACCCAUCUCUGCAAGAGGUGUUGUCAGAAUUCAGCAAAGCCCAGGUGGACUCUGUGCCAACCCACCAACUAAACCAGGAAGCAGCAAGCCCUGUACCGCCCAGCCUGCACUCCAGCACUUGCCUGCACCCCGCCACAUCGGUUCAGCCCUUGCCUGCCCCAGUCUUCUCCUGCGUUACUCCAGACACUGGCUCCCCAGACUUGCCACCAUCUGGAACUGCCCCUGUGGUCCCUGCAGGGAGCAGUCCACACCAGCAGCCUUCGAGUCCAGCGGGUGAGCUGACCAGCGCAGCCUGCCAGGGGAGCAGCCAGCCAGAGCCCCAGGAAGAUGGUGCUGGAUUGAGCAUCCUGGUUCCCUCACCUACAAGCCCAAAAAGCAAGAGCUGGAUCUCGGAAGAUGACUUCUACCGGCCUCCCCUGGAGCAGCCUGCAGAGAGUCCCCCCGACCACCCCACACCUGCCUCCCAAGGGACCCUUGAGGCAGAUCCUGGCCUCCCCCAGCCCAUCUCACAAGAACCCGGGAAUCGUUCCUUGCAGGGGACCCUGGAUGGCAUCUGCAUGUCCGCUCCAGGCAACCGGGAGAGCAAGGCUGUGGCUCCGGAGCAUAGGAACUUCCGCGUGGUGCACCGCCGACAGAUGGGACUGUCCAACCCAUUCCGGGGUCUCAUGAAGCUGGGUGCAGUGGAGCGGCGGGGCCCAGUGGGCAUGUGGAAAGAACUCUUCUGCGAGCUAUCACCGCUAGAGCUCCGCCUGUUUGCCAACCACGAGGAGCGCAUGUGCAUGGAGAGCUUUUCCCUGCUGCGCUGCGAGGCCAUGGGGCCAGCCCUCAGCGAUGGCCGCUUUGAGCUGGUCUUCUCGGGCAAGAAGCUGACGCUGCGGGCCUCCUCCCAAGAUGAAGCCGAGGACUGGCUGGACCGGGUGCGGGAGGCGCUGCAGAAGUGCCGGCCCCAGCAGGAGGACGACUGGGUGACCAUCCAGUCCUCCGACCUGCCUGAUGACGCCCCAGAGGCACCCCUGGCUGGUACCCCCUCUCACUCAGACCUGCCCCUGGAGCCCGAGGGGCCGCAGCUGGAUUGGUCCUCCACACACCUCCCCGAGCCCGACGCCAUCCAGGAGUCCCUUCUCUACCUGUACACGGACAAGGCCUGGACACCCUACGUCUUCUCCCUGUCUUUGGAGUCCCUCAAGUGCUUCCGCCUGCGGAACAACGAGAAGCUGCUGAGCGACAGCCACGGCGUGGAGACGAUCCGUGACAUCUUGCCGGACACCAGCCUCGGCGGCCCAACCUUCUUCAAGAUCAUCACAGCCAAGGCCAUCCUGAAGCUGCAGGCCGGCACUGCUGAGGAGGCCGCCCUGUGGCGGGCCCUGGUGCGCAAGGUCCUGGCAUCCUACCUGGAGACGGCAGAGGAAGCGGUGACCCUGGGCGGCAGUCUGGACGGGAGUUGUCAGGAGGUGCUCAGGGUAGCCACACGGGAGAACGGUUUCCUGCUGCAGUACCUGGUGGCCAUCCCCACGGAGAAGGGCCUCGACGCCCAGGGCUGCUUCUGCGCAGGCUGCUCCCGCCAGAUCGGCUUCUCCUUCGUACGACCCAAGCUCUGUGCCUUCUCUGGCCUCUAUUACUGUGACAUCUGCCACCAAGAUGAUGCCUCAGUGAUUCCGGCCAGGAUCAUCCACAACUGGGACCUCAGCAAGCGCCCAAUCUGCCGCCAGGCCCUGAGGUUCUUGACGAAGAUCCGGGCCCAGCCCCUCAUCAACCUGCAGCUGGUGAACGCGUCUUUGUAUGAGCACGUGGAGCGGAUGCAGCUCAUCUCAAGGAGCCGGGAGCAGCUGAAGCUUCUGGGGGACUACCUAGGCCUGUGCCGGAGCGGAGCCCUGAGGGAGCUAAGCAAGAGGCUCAGCCACAGGAACUACCUCUUGGAGUCUCCACACAAGUACAGCGUUGCUGACCUCCAGCAGAUUGCCGACGGUACCUACGAGAGCUUCCUCAAGGCCCUCAUCGAGUUCGCCUCCCAGCACGUGCACCACUGUGACCUGUGCACGCAGCGCGGCUUCAUCUGCCAGCUGUGCCGUGGCCUCGACAUCAUCUUCCCCUUCGAAUUCGACAGCACAGUCAGGUGUGGCGAAUGCAAGACCGUCUUCCACCAGAGCUGCCAGGCCACGGUGGGCAAGGAUUGCCCCCGCUGUGCCCGCCGACGCAAGUACCAGGAGCAGAACUUGCUCACCUGACUCCAGAUUGCCUCCUCGCCCAGGAAGGCUCAGAUGCGAUCAGCUCGCCCGCCGGAGGGAGCCUCAGGAGUCCUCGAUGAGGCCUCUGCUCCCCACCUUCCUCCGGGAGGUCAUGGGGUCUUUGCACUAACAGGUCCUGAGGCCCUCAUGGGGCUUUUGGGACCCCAGAAACAGACUCCGGGCUUUUGCAAUUCCACAUUCCUGAUUAAAAGGGUCUAGUUUUUUAAGGUGGGGUUUUUUUUCCCUUCAUAUUUCAACAGAAGAUUAUUUUUUUAUUCUUGACCCAACACAAGUCAUCCAAGAAAUCCAGGCAUUCUUGCCCCAAGCAAACCUGAGGGACAGCUCAGCCUGGACUGGGGGCCAGGGGACCCUGGGCCUGCACCUCAGCUGCCCUGUGCCUUUGCCUUUGCUGCUCCAGUUGAUGUGCCAAGCACUUUGGGCACCUCCUAUCCCCCACCCCUCACACAGAGCCCCCUGCUCUGGGGCCUGGGCCGCGGCCCCCUGGGGGAGGCACCCUUGCACUAUCGGCACUUUGAUCCUGCCUUGUCCUGGGAAGGGCCCCCACCCAGGCCCCAGCCCCCUGGCCCUGUGCAAGGCAGUAAGCCCAGACAGUCCCCCAACUAGAGUGGUGACACCCCCACCCCCAGCUCCCACAGAGAUGGCAGGAACAGGGCUGCACACACACUGCCCCAGUGUGCAAAGCCACAAGUGCUCAGAGCCACCCCCACUGUCCCCACAGGGUUGCUGAGGGCACCACUGCCUCCUCACUGGGUCCCAGAGCUGGAAAGAGCUGCCGAGCCCUGGGGUGGGUGUGAUUUGCUCUGCUGCCUCCCACCCCCUCUCUGGACCUCUCAGCCAGGGGUCUUCUGGCAUACUUCAUCCUCUCCCUUGGGUUGGGGGGUGGCAGACCUCUGAGUCCUCUUGGACUGAAGAACCUGCUCUUCCUUGCCUCAGGGUGACGGGGUUGCUGAGUCACCUGCCCAGCCCUGUGCAGUUGGGGACAUUGUGCAAUAGAAAGAGAAGGUAGGCAGCCCAGGGAGAGGGUGCCAGGCAGUCUUCGGCCCCAUUAUGGAAGAGGGUGCACCCCUGGGUGCACCCACAGCUGCUCAGCUGAAAGGGGGAUCCUUAUGGCCCUCCGCCCGUGUCCCCUAGAGCCAGCAUUAAUGCUCCACCACAGAUCCCACGGAAUCUCUGCAGAAUCACCCGCAUCUUUGAGCGGGCAGGAGCCGGGCCUGAGGCCAGUGCCCCCUGGGCCUGGCCAUGUCCUGGCUUGUAAGUACCUUCUUAUUCCUGAAGGUUCUCUCAGAGGCAGCAGGAGUGAGGCCCGAGGGGAGCUCACUUCUGUAGGGGUGGGGUCCCACCUUCCUAGUGACCCCCCUUCCCAGAAGAGCCACUGUAAGCUUGGGAACCUCCAUUAUACCCACCCUUAUUUUAAGUGUCAUUUUAUGCAAUAACUGGUUUCCAGUGGGGAGCCCCUACCCUGAGAAGUGCUUGGCAAGAGCCUAGGAAGGGCUGCUGCUC
Messenger RNA from Sorex fumeus (smoky shrew), 5161 nucleotides. RefSeq names its product pleckstrin homology and RUN domain containing M1 (gene PLEKHM1). The transcript has 14 exons. The record is from RefSeq and is a predicted model, not a curated record. NCBI's taxonomy places the organism in Eukaryota, Metazoa, Chordata, Mammalia, Eulipotyphla, Soricidae. Bases 509 to 3640 code for a protein of 1043 amino acids.